Manis javanica (Malayan pangolin) is the source of this 2354-nucleotide messenger RNA. It is a transcript of the gene BLMH, whose product is annotated as bleomycin hydrolase. Gene Ontology annotation, biological process: response to toxic substance; L-homocysteine catabolic process; proteolysis. Gene Ontology annotation, cellular component: cytoplasm. Gene Ontology annotation, molecular function: cysteine-type aminopeptidase activity. The record is from RefSeq and is a predicted model, not a curated record. Lineage: Eukaryota; Metazoa; Chordata; Mammalia; Pholidota; Manidae.
GGCGGGCCCAGCCCACGGCGCUGACUCAGCAACGCGAGGGGGACUUUUGUCCCUCCGCAGACCCCGUUUCUCUCGGACUCGGCCCUCCGCCGCGGCCGAGCCGGUUUCCCCUUUCCGGCGCUCCGGGUGCGAGAAGCAGGCUGAGUCGCCUAGGCGGCGAGCGGCGGUGCAACGCGGGCGCUCGCCUGAGGCCACGAAAACUACUGUUCCCUCGCCGGGCAGCGUGGGCGCCAUGAACAACGCCGGACUGAAUUCGGAGAAGGUAGCUGCUCUGAUUCAGAAACUGAAUUCCGACCCCCAGUUCGUACUUGCUCAGAAUGUAGGGACCACCCACGACCUGCUGGACAUCUGUUUGAAGAGGGCCACGGUACAGAGUGUUCAGCAUGUGUUCCAGCACGUUGUGCCUCAGGAAGGCAAGCCUGUCACCAACCAGAAGAGCUCAGGGCGAUGCUGGAUCUUCUCUUGUCUGAAUGUUAUGAGACUUCCAUUCAUGAGAAAAUUAAAUAUUGAAGAAUUCGAGUUUAGUCAGUCUUACCUCUUUUUCUGGGAUAAGGUUGAACGCUGUUAUUUCUUCUUAAAUGCUUAUGUGGACACAGCCCAGAAAAAGGAGCCUGAGGAUGGGAGGCUGGUGCAGUAUUUGCUUACAAAUCCUGCAAAUGAUGGUGGACAAUGGGAUAUGCUUGUCAAUAUUAUUGAAAAAUAUGGUGUUAUCCCUAAGAAGUGCUUCCCUGAAUCUUAUACAACAGAGGCCACCAGAAGGAUGAAUGAUAUUCUAAAUCACAAGAUGAGAGAAUUCUGUAUACGUCUACGGAACCUUGUGCACAGUGGAGCAACCAGAGGAGAAAUCUCAGCUGCACAGGAGACCAUGAUGGAAGAGAUAUUCCGAGUGGUGUGCAUCUGUGUGGGUAAUCCGCCAGAGACAUUCACCUGGGAGUAUCGAGACAAAGAUAAAAAUUAUCAGAAGAUUGGCCCCAUAACACCCCUGGAGUUCUACAGGGAACAUGUCAAGCCACUCUUCAAUGUGGAAGAUAAGAUUUGUUUAGUGAAUGACCCUCGGCCCCAGCACAAGUACAACAAACUUUACACAGUGGAGUACUUAGGCAAUAUGGUUGGAGGCAGAAAAACUCUGUAUAACAACCAGCCCAUUGACUUCUUAAAAAAGAUGGUUGCUGCCUCCAUCAAAGAUGGAGAGGCUGUGUGGUUUGGGUCUGAUGUUGGAAAAUACUUCAGUGACAAGCUGGGCCUCAGUGACAUGAAUCUCUAUGACCAUGAGUUAGUGUUUGGUGUCUCCUUGAAGAACAUGAAUAAAGCUGAGAGGUUGACUUUUGGUGAGUCACUUAUGACCCACGCCAUGACCUUCACUGCUGUCUCAGAGAAGGAUGAUCAGGAUGGUGCAUUUGUGAAAUGGAGAGUGGAGAAUUCCUGGGGUGAAGACCAUUGCCACAAAGGUUACCUGUGCAUGACAGAUGACUGGUUCUCUGAAUAUGUCUAUGAAGUGGUGGUGGACAAGAAGCAUGUCCCUGAAGAGGUGCUAACUGUGCUGGAGCAGGAGCCCAUUGUCCUGCCAGCCUGGGACCCCAUGGGGGCUUUGGCUGAGUGAUGCUGCCUCCAGCUCUUUCCUCCUCCCACGGGACCUGAAGUCGCUGCAAAGGACAGAUCCAGGGACUGAAACCAAAGUUACACAGGUGACUCGUGUUCCUGUAGGAAGGACACAGUCAGACUCUUGGAUUUCUCUUCCAGGAACCUCUUCGGCAAAGUGUGCUUUAUGCUGAAACAAACUAUUCUUAAAGAAAAGAACGGGAAAGAUCAGGUCACACUACCUGCCCUCCUCAUCUCCAACAGCUCAGGAUCUCUUAGCAUUUUAAUCAAAUGUAAUUGUUUAUCUUAACUCCUGUCAAAAAGUUUGGUUCAGUGUCUGCUUUAAUAAUUGAGGAGCAUGGAGGGAAAACAGACCUCUGAUGGCCCUUGUCCUAGAGUAGUCAGGGGAGGAUGCCCUAAGAUUGGAGCUCGGAACUGCAUGCUGCCUGGCAGUACACUGACCUUCCUAAGUGGCAGUCACUGGAUUUUCUGUGCCUGUUAUAGCCCAGGAAGGGGAGGUUGAUCGAGUCUGACAUGAUUCCUUCCUAUUAGUCUGAACUGUUGGGGAGCACAGCUCUCCUUGAGUCCGAAUUAACUAGAGGCAUAGAGGAAGUUAGGUGAGACACCAAGCCGUUCCAGUUCCAGGCACUAGGGGGCACUCUGGCCUAACAUGCGUCUCUGGGCUCGGGAGCCGGGUGGGCAAGAGGAGAUACCCAUUCUUUCUGACGACUAGAUGGUGCUGAGACGCUUUUGAAUAAACACUUUGUUAAACGAGA